Rhipicephalus sanguineus (brown dog tick) is the source of this 1129-nucleotide messenger RNA. RefSeq names its product protein obstructor-E (gene Gasp). Bases 132 to 887 code for a protein of 251 amino acids. NCBI's taxonomy places the organism in Eukaryota, Metazoa, Arthropoda, Arachnida, Ixodida, Ixodidae. The record is from RefSeq and is a predicted model, not a curated record. Gene Ontology annotation, cellular component: extracellular region. The transcript has 4 exons. Gene Ontology annotation, molecular function: chitin binding.
UGACCGGCCCCUCGAGGCGGCGCUGUCCUGGUUUUGAGGCUAAGUCGGAAAGUGAACCGGUAUGAAAAGGCGGCCAACGGCGCAACGCUCAGUACAUUUACGCUCAGACGCCCGCUGCCACUCGACCUGCCAUGGGGAUGCUCUCGCUGUUCUGCGCUCUGCUUGUCGCCUGCGCGCCCUACGUUGCCGGCCAAAAAGGGGACGACUUCCAGUGCCCGGACCAGUUCGGCUUCUACCCGCACCACAAGAGCUGCGACAAGUAUUAUGCUUGCAGCAACGGCACUGCGUCUCUCAAGACCUGCGGCAAUGGACUAGUCUUCGACGAUGUCGACCCACUCAGGGAGAACUGUGCCUACCCAUUCUCAGUCAACUGCGGCGACCGAACGGAUCUCGAGCCGCCGAUUAGCACGCCCAACUGCCCGCGCCUGUACGGCAUCUUCCCGGACAACCACAACUGCCGCGUGUUCUUCUCCUGCUGGAACGGCGAGAGCUCGCGCUACGAGUGCCCGCCGGGGCUGGCCUACGACAACGACCAGCGCGUGUGCGUGUGGGCCGACCUGGUGGACCGCUGCGACCAGCGCGAGGUUGCCGAAGGUUUCGUGUGCCCUGACCCCGCCGAGGUGGACCAGCCAGGAGUCUUCACCCGCCACGCGCACCCGACCGACUGCCGCAAGUUCUACGUGUGCAUCGAGGGGCAGGCCAGGCCGUACGGCUGCAGCCUGGGCACCGUCUUCAACGUCGACUCGCUUCAGUGCGACGACCCCGAGAACGUCCAGGGAUGUGAAAACUACUACGGAGACCUGGACGUGAAGACGCUGAAAAAGGCCCAGACGCACAAGAAGGGCGGUCGCCAAUCAGCGCAGUCGGAUGAGGCCUCAUCUUCGUAGUUAACGCAUCUCCAUCCGCGGCUCAAAGCGGCCUCCACACAACAAGUCUCUGCUCCAUGUACACCCACCCAGCUAUCGUGCAUUCUGCGCUAGAAGUUGUGGCUGCUGCUCCACUCUGCGGGAUCCUAAAUUCAAUGGUCCUCGUUCACGCUCAUAUAAGGAGUCUCAUUUCACCAUGUCUUAUCGAUGGCGGUCUUCACACCGCAGCAAGGGACGAGAAACGGUUCGACGUGUGCCCAGGA